CUCCUCCACAACUGUUUUGUGACUAGCGCUAUUUUCACAGUCAUGCACCCUUGACAUUCACCCUAACUCCGCAUCUGCGUUGCACAGCGUGCAUGGUUCAAUGGCAGCUGUGCUCCAUCGACACGUCAUGAUUUGACAGACUCUUCUUAUACUGACCAUAAAAAUGUGGUGCACAUUAUUUAUGAUAUACUGCCGCUCAUGUGUUUGGGUAUCCUUGCCGGCUUGCUCACUUUAUCAUUGGUCAUCUGACCCCUCAACAUCGUCGAUAACUCCUGUAGUGUGCUGGAGACCAGUGCAUGCCAGGGCCUUGACAGACAUUGAGUUAGCAAAAGCCCGCGCAAAUGAGGUCACCACGGCCGCUGUGCAAACAGUUCACACUCCCAGCACCAGUGGAUCCAGUUUCAACGAUCACAACUCCACCUACUCCACGUGAUAUUUCCACAUUGGUUGAUUGUGUUUUGCAACGCGCAUGCUUCUUGCACCUGCAUUUUUGCACUGCACAGACGCUCAAGCCAGCGCUCUACAUCUACCUGAUAUUUACGGGCGUCUAGUUCGCUCGCUGCUGCCGUACAACUAUAUGCCCAAUCUUGACACAAGAGGUACGCCGUUUUUGCGACUUGCCAAGCCAACGUCACUUUGGCUGCGAGUCAAUUGAAAGCGCACUGCCUGGCCUUCGCGGCAACGAGACCUCCAAGCUCCUUAAGCGGGAAACAUCCUUUACAAUAUGGUGGUUUUUAGGGCUGCGGAACGUUCAUUUUCUGGCUUCGGUGGUAAUAUUAUACCCAUUUUGAUAUGCGUGAGUUACCCCUACUUGAAAGCAUUGCCGCAUUUUUCGCGCAUUGAAUUUCCCAGACAAAGUGGGAGUAGCAUAUGCCCACGUUUGUGUACAACUGAGUCUGGGGCUAGACUGUAUUGCACGGCAUCUGGGGCGGCCGCUGCAAAGCGCGUGUCUCUGCUAGCGUAACUUCAAGUUCAAGUAGAUCUAUUCGUGAGGUACUAUAUACACUGACUCUGAGUAACGUAUGCAGCUUUGUUCCACGUGAAGGUGGGAGUGUUGAUGAGGCGGCG
Molecule: messenger RNA, 1068 nt
Organism: Suillus bovinus
Lineage: Eukaryota; Fungi; Basidiomycota; Agaricomycetes; Boletales; Suillaceae
Exons: 1
Coding region: 164-433 (89 amino acids)
Source: RefSeq, a predicted model, not a curated record